Molecule: messenger RNA, 1554 nt
Organism: Oenanthe melanoleuca
Lineage: Eukaryota; Metazoa; Chordata; Aves; Passeriformes; Muscicapidae
Product: acidic mammalian chitinase-like
Exons: 11
Coding region: 204-1352 (382 amino acids)
Biological process (GO): carbohydrate metabolic process; chitin catabolic process
Cellular component (GO): extracellular region
Molecular function (GO): chitinase activity; chitin binding
Source: RefSeq, a predicted model, not a curated record
UCCUGCAGCAGCAGGACACGGCCCGGCCCUGCGGUGACCCCUGCGGCUGCGGGGCUCAGCCCCAUUGUCCUGCUGUCACCGCGCUGGCGCUGCUGCUGCUGCCGGUGUCGCAAUGUUUGCCCCGCUGCGGGUGCCAGGCUGGCAGCAGAGGGGAGCAGGGUAUAAAAGUGGGAGAGAGCCCGAGCUCAGCAGUCUGGUCCGAGAUGGCCAAGCUGACUCUGCUCGCCGGCCUGGCCGUGCUGCUGAACGCCCACCUCGGCUCUGCCUAUGUGCUGACCUGCUACUUCACCAACUGGGCCCAGUACCGGCCUGGGGAGGGCAGGUACACCCCUGAGAACAUCGACCCCAACCUGUGCAGCCACCUGAUCUACGCCUUCGCUGGCAUGAGCAACAACCAGAUCACCACCUACGAGUGGAACGAUGAGACCCUCUACAAGUCCUUCAACGGCCUCAAGAACCAGAACAGGAACCUGAAGACCCUGCUGGCCAUUGGAGGAUGGAAUUUCGGCACAGAGAAGUUCACCACCAUGGUCUCCACUCCUCAGAACCGCCAGACCUUCAUCAGCUCCGUGGUCAGGUUCCUGCGGCAGCACGGCUUCGACGGGCUGGACCUGGACUGGGAGUACCCCGGCUCCAGGGGCAGCCCCGCCCAGGACAAGGCUCUGUUCACUGUCCUGGUUAAGGAGCUGCUGGCAGCCUUCGAGCAGGAAGCCAAACAGACCAACCAGCCCCGGCUCAUGGUCACGGCUGCUGUGGCCGGAGGACUGUCCACCAUCCAGGCUGGCUACGAGAUCGCUGAGCUGGGCAAGUACCUGGAUUACAUCCACGUCAUGACCUACGACUUCCACGGGCCCUGGGACGGCUCCACGGGCGAGAACAGCCCCCUGUUCAGCAGCGGCACCCUCAGCGUGGAAUACGCCAUGAACUACUGGAAGAACAACGGUGCCCCAGCUCAGAAGCUGCUGGUGGGAUUCCCAACCUACGGGAAAACCUUCACCCUGCAGAACCCAUCCAACACGGCCGUGGGAGCCCCCAGCUCCGGCCCUGGCCCUGCUGGGCCCUACACCCAGGAGGCUGGACUCCUGGCUUACUAUGAGAUCUGCAGCUUCCUGAGCUCUGGAGCCACCCAGGCCUGGGAUGCCCCUGAGGAUGUUCCUUAUGCCUACAAGGGCAGUGAAUGGAUUGGAUACGACAACGUCAAGAGCUUCAGCCUCAAGGUGGAUUGGCUGAAGAAGAACAACUUUGGAGGUGCCAUGGUCUGGACCAUCGACCUGGAUGACUUCACUGGCAACUUCUGCCACGAGGGCAGAUACCCCCUGAUCUCCACCCUGAAGAAGGGGCUGGGGCUGUGAAUGUGCAGCUGCAGGAGCUCAGCACAGCCCAGUCCUCACAUCCCUGGGAGAUCCUGAUCCUGAUCCCAUUCCAGCUCAGCAAUCCCUCUGAUCCCACUGCACACAAUGAAUGAUCCAAUAAAGCUUUAGGCAAAACCAACUUCCUGCUUCGCCUCUUUUUUUGUCCUUUAGAUUUUGUUGCUUCCUGCAGUGAUAUCAAACA